Amoebophrya sp. A120 is the source of this 170-nucleotide messenger RNA. The record is from the annotation of a GenBank genome assembly. NCBI's taxonomy places the organism in Eukaryota, Dinophyceae, Syndiniales, Amoebophryaceae.
UGUUUGCGCUCGGUCACGCCCUUCUUGCCGUCUGCGUUUUGAUAUGAUCAGCAUCUGCUGGCGUAUCGGUCUCUCGUGGUGCUGUCGUCACUUCCGCCUCCUCUUCGAUGGGGCACUUGUUGUUACCCAAAUUCAUCUACGCGUGUGCACUUGCGGGUUCUUUGGGUUGC